AUGAUACCAUCAAGAUCGGUCUUUUAUCCCAUCCUUCUUGAUUUCAGGUUUGAGUUGCAUAACCCAUCGAUCAUGGCUGCUGAAGCGAGCGCCAGCGCGGCGGUGGAGGCCCCAAAGACGGUCGUGCUCAAGAGUUCCGACGGCGAGGAAUUCGAGGUGGAGUCGGUCGUGGCGAUCCAGUCGGAGAUGAUCAAGAACAUGAUCGAGGACGGGUGCGCUGAGAGCAGCGUGCCGCUCCCCAACGUCGUCGGCUCGGUGCUCGCGAAGGUGGUGGAGUACUGGAAUCGGCACGGCAGCCGAAAGUCUGAUGGGGCGGCGGAGGGAGAGGCGAAGGAGCUGACGGAGUGGGAGAAGGAGUUCGUGAAGGUGGAGAAGGAGGAGCUGUUCGAGCUGAUCAAUGCGGCCAACUUCCUCAGCACCAAGCCGCUGCUCGACCUCUGCUGCCAGGCCGUGGCCGACACCAUCAAAGACAUGGCCGUCGAGGACGUCCGGGACUACUUCGGCAUCGAGAGUGACUUCACUCCCGAAGAGGAGGCCAAGAUAAGGCACGACAUCAGUUGGGCCGAGAUGGGCCUGCCAAGAUUUCACACCAUCCACGGCAUCGCUGCCGCCCGAUAG
Molecule: messenger RNA, 618 nt
Organism: Phoenix dactylifera (date palm)
Lineage: Eukaryota; Viridiplantae; Streptophyta; Magnoliopsida; Arecales; Arecaceae
Source: RefSeq, a predicted model, not a curated record